AUGACUGAAGACACUCUGCGGAGCCUCUUAGACAAACUAUGCCGCAAUAUCACGGCCGACAUUGUCCAGUUCCAGAAGGAAAUCAAGGGAGUCUCAGCCCGACUCCACAACACAGAGCUGGACACAGCAGCCCGCGAGACUCGCAUUGCCGCCCUGGAGCAGCAACUAUCUACCAUACAGAGGUCUCAUAAGCAGAACCAGGAUCACAUUGCUGAUCUAGAAGAUAAGCGGCGCUGGAAGAAUAUAAUAAUACUUUUUCCAGAAACUGCUCACCAUGCUGUUCCCAGCUAA
Pelobates cultripes (western spadefoot toad) is the source of this 291-nucleotide messenger RNA. Lineage: Eukaryota; Metazoa; Chordata; Amphibia; Anura; Pelobatidae. The record is from the annotation of a GenBank genome assembly.